AUGUCUUCAGUACCACCAAACUCAGAUUAUACGUCCCUUACUGGCGAGGAAGACAUCCUUGACAAACUGGCUCGUAAGGCCAAGGAGCAGCCGGUUGUGCCAAUUGGCAUGCUCUUAACAUGCGGUGCUUUAUAUAUGUCUGCUAGGGCUCUUCGUGGUGGAAAUUCUAAACUGGCCAACAGAAUGUUUUAUUGGCGUGUUGGUUUGCAGGGUUUCACUGUGGCUGCUCUUGUUAUUGGAGGAUACUAUUACGGAAAACCCAAUCGUCCUACUGACAGAGACUCUAUUCUACGAAGGACGGCUAAAGAGAGAGAGGACAUUUGGAUCAAGGAGCUUGAGCGCGUGGACGAAAUGGACAAAGAAAGAAAGGCUCGUGCUGAUGCUGUUGCCUUGGAUAAAAAGGAGAGACUUCGUCGUCAAUUCGAGGAGGCUCGUGCUGCCAGUGGCAAAAAGGACGAGUAA
This is a messenger RNA of Sugiyamaella lignohabitans, 462 nucleotides long. It is a transcript of the gene RCF1, whose product is annotated as Rcf1p. The record is from RefSeq and is a predicted model, not a curated record. Gene Ontology annotation, cellular component: mitochondrion. NCBI's taxonomy places the organism in Eukaryota, Fungi, Ascomycota, Dipodascomycetes, Dipodascales, Trichomonascaceae. The transcript has a single exon. Gene Ontology annotation, biological process: mitochondrial respirasome assembly. The coding region runs from base 1 to 462 and encodes 153 amino acids.